AGUAGCUGGAAGCUUUUUAAUGUAUUAAAAAGUAAAUUUAGUAAUGUAAAUACUCGCUCUCAAUUGUAAACACUAGUGCUUGAGAUAAAUAGAAAUUCGUUAUUCGCAAAUAAAAAUUCGUUAAUUUUACUCAACUUUAGGGGUUAUUAACUCUAAAAAGAAUUGUGAGCAUGUAAACUUUUCUUUAUCAAUCACCAAUGGAUUUUACUAUGUGCUCAUUUACUUAAAGAAUUCUUAUUUUUCUUACCGUAGAAUUGCUCACUAAAAAUGAAGCCUCAUAUAUGUUCAGCAUGUAAUAAAGCAUUCAGUCAUGUUGGUAAUCUUCGUCAACAUAUGCUGACUCACACUGGGGAAAAACCUCAUACAUGUGAUGUUUGUGGACGAGCUUUCACCCAUGUUAGUAACUUAAGACAGCAUAUAUUAAUUCAUAGCGGUGAAAGGCCACACGUAUGCAGCGAUUGUGGUAAAGGAUUCACUCAUCUGAGUAAUUUACGCCAACACAGUUUAGUUCAUUCUGGUGAGCGACCACAUUCAUGUGUCCAAUGUGGAAAGAGUUUUAAUCAUCUGAGUAACUUACGGCAACAUAUUCUUACUCAUUCUGGUGUUAAGCCACAUGUAUGUGCUAUAUGCAACAAAGGUUUCACUCAUUUAAGCAAUCUCAAACAACAUAAUUCUUCACAUCGUAAUGAAAAGACUCAUCAAUGUUUCGUGUGUAAAAAUAAUUUUAAUUCUUUAUCUGAUUUACAACAACAUUAUAUUAUACAUGUGGCUGAAAAAACUGAUUGUAAAUUGAUUGGGGUACAAUCAAGUAUAAACAUCAUUCAUCUAUAAAUUUUGUUAAUAUUGUAUAGAGAAAUAGCUGCCAGAAUUUAAUUUGUAUAAUGAUUCAUUAAUGUACUUAUCAAUAAAAUAUUAUUUGCAUAUA
Parasteatoda tepidariorum (common house spider) is the source of this 925-nucleotide messenger RNA. The record is from RefSeq and is a predicted model, not a curated record. NCBI's taxonomy places the organism in Eukaryota, Metazoa, Arthropoda, Arachnida, Araneae, Theridiidae.